Molecule: messenger RNA, 1309 nt
Organism: Chaetomium strumarium
Lineage: Eukaryota; Fungi; Ascomycota; Sordariomycetes; Sordariales; Chaetomiaceae
Product: phosphoesterase family-domain-containing protein
Exons: 5
Coding region: 322-1251 (309 amino acids)
Biological process (GO): phospholipid catabolic process
Molecular function (GO): hydrolase activity, acting on ester bonds
Source: RefSeq, a predicted model, not a curated record
UAGACGUGGGGUAAACCCACAUGGCGGUCUGUUCGAGUGUUCGAGGCCACAAGCCCAGGGUCGAGCGGGGUGUUGCCAAGCACGUGUUGAUGUGAGGAAGUCUAUGUCUCCGCGCCAGAUGCUCCCCCUGACUCGAGAUAGACGUGGAGACCACCUCCGACAGGGCCACUUCCUACCUACAUGCUACUAGGUAUAUAGACAUCUUGCAGCACAAUCCCUCGAGUCUCAUCGCCGUGAUCAGGACGUCGCAAACCCCUGGUCCAAUCCUCACCUGUCCUUUGCUCUGACAUAGCUGCCUCGUUCACCACUAAACCUCAAAGUAUGGCUUUGCUCCAUCUUUCCCUCUUGGGUCUGCUUGGCGGUGCGGCUGCCCAGACGCAGUACACCAGCACCGCUGUCUCGGCCGUGGCUAAGGCAGCCGCUACGGCACUGACGCUGUCCCCAACGAGCAACGUUGCAGGGAACAAGUUUGAGCGGUUUGUCCAGAUCUUCCUGGAGAACGUCGACUACAGCAAGGCUAUUGCGGACCCGAACCUCGGCUUCCUGGCAACCCAAGGCAUUAGUUUGACAAACUACUUCGCAAUCACCCAUCCUUCCCAACCGAACUAUGUCGCUGCAGUUGGUGCGAACACCUUCGGCGUUACUGAUGAUGGCUUCCGCAGUAUUGGCUCCACCACGGAGACAAUCGUAGAUUUGUUGGAACCCAAGGGCGUGAGUUGGGGUCUCUAUCAGGAGGACAUGCCUUACUCUGGCUUUGAGGGAAACUGGGUCAACCAGCGGACCGGGAAGAACGACUAUGUCCGGAAGCACAAUCCGCUGAUGAGUUUCGACUCGGUCACCUCCAACACGAAUCGGCUCGCGAGGUGCAAGAACUUCACCAUGUUCGAUAGGGACCUCGCGGCAAACACCCUCCCACAGUGGAUGUUCAUCACUCCGAACAUGACAAACGACGGCCACGAUUCGUCCGUCACAGUAGCAGGCCGGUGGGCGCGGAACUGGCUCACGCCCUUGCUGUCGAAUCCCAAGUUCAACAUCGACCGCACCCUGGUCAUCCUCACCUUCGACGAGGGCAGUACAGUCGGCACCAACCAGAUCUACGCCGUCCUGCUGGGCAGCGCCAUCCCAAGCGCCAAGGUCGGCACGACCAAUAGCACGCGGUACGACCACUACAGCUUGACCAAGACGGUCGAGCUGAACUGGAACCUGGGCAGCCUGGGCCAGCAUGAUGUGGGCGCUAGCGCCUUCUUCUGACGUGGUACAUGAUCAGCGGUAGUCAGGAAGUCGAGGUCCGACGUUGGCUGGAUGGGAG